AUGGCGGCGCCGGCGGAGCAGGCGGCGGAGUUGGCGGCGGCGCUGCCGACGCCAUUCCUCACGAAGACCUACCAGCUCGUCGAAGAUCCGGCCGUUGAUGACGUGAUAUCUUGGAACGAAGACGGCUCCACCUUCAUCGUCUGGCGGCCGCCGGAGUUCGCCCGCGACCUUCUCCCCAAAUUCUUCAAGCACAACAACUUCUCCAGCUUUGUCCGUCAACUCAACACCUACGUGAGAUAGUCCCCUCCUCUCUCUCCGCUUCUUCUUCUCCGGCGGCCAUCUCCGCCUCUCCUUCGUCUGAUAGCGAGUUUCUUGUCCGAAAUUAGGGUUUCCGGAAGGUGGUAGCGGACCGGUGGGAAUUCGCCAACGAGUGCUUCCGGCGGGGGGAGAAGAAGCUCCUCUGCGACAUCCACCGCCGGAAGGUCCUACUGCCACCGACGGCCGGCAGAGCCGUGGCCACCGCCUCUUCUCCGGCGGAUUCCGGCGAGGAACCGGCCGCCUCCUCCAACUCGUCCCCCGGCAGCGGCGGCGGGGGGACGGCGGCGACGGAUCUGGCGGAGGAGAACCACCGCCUUAAAAGGGAGAAUGAGAAGCUCAGCCGUGAGUUAUCGUACCUCCAGGGCCUCUGCGACGACAUCUUCUGCCUCAUGUCGAGCUACGCUGCCCAGAAGCAGCAGCAGGAGAGGCGGCGGCCGGAUAACGGGUCGACCCGCCUCGCCGGGGAGUCGGACGAGGCCGGCCCGAGCCGGGAGGGCCGAGUCAAAUCGGAGGACCAGGAGGGGCACAACCCUCGGCUCUUCGGGGUCCCGAUCGGCGCCAAGCGCGCGAGGGGCUGCCCGUCGGCGGAGGAGAAUCCCGAGCAGGCGGACGCCGCCACCGGCGGCGGCGGCGGGUUUCCCCUUCCGACCCAGCGAGUCUAA
Molecule: messenger RNA, 920 nt
Organism: Spirodela intermedia
Lineage: Eukaryota; Viridiplantae; Streptophyta; Magnoliopsida; Alismatales; Araceae
Source: the annotation of a GenBank genome assembly